Messenger RNA from Sphaerodactylus townsendi, 2257 nucleotides. RefSeq names its product Rab interacting lysosomal protein (gene RILP). Gene Ontology annotation, molecular function: protein dimerization activity. The record is from RefSeq and is a predicted model, not a curated record. Gene Ontology annotation, cellular component: cytoplasm; ciliary basal body. Gene Ontology annotation, biological process: cilium assembly. Lineage: Eukaryota; Metazoa; Chordata; Lepidosauria; Squamata; Sphaerodactylidae. The coding region runs from base 9 to 1208 and encodes 399 amino acids. The transcript is spliced from 8 exons.
GCCUGGCCAUGGAGGCGGCCGAGCCGGAGCCGCCGAGCGCCCCUCGCCAGCUGGCCCUGGAGCAGGUGUACCGGCUGGCGGGGGCGCUGGGCUCGGAGCUGCAGCGCCUGUCGGAGCUGUGCGGGCCGGGCGCGGUGGCCGGCCUGGUGCCGCACGUGGUGUGCCUGCUCGAGCUGCUGGAGGCUCUGGCGGCGGCGGGGCCCCGCAAGCAGCCGCCGCCCCCGGCGGGCCAGGAGGUCCGGCAAGCGGUUGGGCAGCAGGAUGGAGAGCAGACUCAGACCCUCUCAGAAGGCCAGAAGAGAGAACACCUGUUGCAGGUGCGCCUGGCCCAGGUGGAAGAGGAGAACCAGAAGCUCUUGGCCCAGCUGGCUGGGGGCCAGUCCCAGACAGACCAGGCCACUCACCAAGAGAGGGCGGUGAUGCUGCGACUCAAGGAGGUGGUGGACAAACAGAGGGAUGAGAUCCGCGCUCAGGCCCAUGAGAUCCUCAGCACAAGCCAUGACGUGGAGGCGUUGCAGGAACAGCUCAGCCGCUUCAUGGCUGUGAACGAGGAGCUGCGUCGCAAACUGGCCAUUGUUCAAGGGCAGCUGAAGAAGGCUCUGAAGGAGAACGAGGGCCUGGAGGCCAGCCGGGAAGUUGAUAGGAUGAACAAGGCUCGGGUCGGAAGAGAGUCAUCUGAGCCUGGCACGGUCAAGGGUGCAGUAGCAGCAACUAGCGAGGAACCCUUCUGCACACACCCAGGGGGAAGAUGCUUCUCCAAGGAAGAACUUCAGCAGAUCCUUCAAGAGCGCAAUGAGCUCAAGACCAGCCUGUUCCUGGUGCGGGAGGAGCUGGCCUAUUACCAGCGCGAGCUGCUUAACAAUGAGCGAAUCCCCAGACUCCUCUUGGUGGCCAUGAAGUCGGCCAUCCGGAAGCAGCACAAGAAGAUCCGGGCCAAGAUGCUGGGGACAGCGGAGGAGACGGGGAGCAGUGAGGAAGAGGAGGAUGGAGGAGUGUGGCUGGCUGCACCAGACUCCGACACGGUGGACGGCCCAGUGGCCCCUUCCAGGAUCAAGAGCUUUUUUAGCCUGUGGUAUCGCAGCAGCAGCAGCAGCACCAGAGACAGCUCCGCCGAAGCCUGCUCUUCCUGGGAGAUUGUCAGUCCACAGGAGGUUGGUCCAAAGAAGGAGGAGGAGGAAGAGGAGGAGGAGGAGAGAAAAGCAGCCUGAACGGAAACUCUCCCCUGCCUUGGACCAGAUGGUUGGACCGCAGAAGUGCUCGGUCUGAGCUGCCGAUACAGAAAAGUAGCUCCAAGCAGCCAGCCUCCUGGGACACCACAGAUGCCUCUACCCUCCCAGCAGUGCCUCAGUUCCUAGAGAGGAAAGCCUGCAGGAGGCAAGGAAGAGAAGCCAUCUGGGAAACUAAAAGCCAUAUUGUCCCUGUCAAGUCCCACGCAGCAUGCGCUUGAAUUUGUGGCUCACUCUGGCAGGGGUACCUGCAGUUGGCCACGUUGCCUGCGACUGCGGGGACAGCGAGCCUCACCACCGUUCUCAAGAGCUGUUUUUUUCUUUUUGGCUGAACCACAAAUGGUGAAACACUUAUCACGUGGAAGUUCAAUCACGCCAUGCUUUCGAAGGCUUCUAAAAGGUCACCAGAAUGUCUUCGUCUCAAAAGGAACAUCCCACGAUCUAUCUCAUAGGUUCUUGAGAAUCUCCUUUUAUGGGCCCCUGGUGCCGUUUCUCACCCAGUGUUGAAAAAGAAUUCAGUCACAUUCAAGAAAGCGGCAACAGGUUAUCUUCCUCUUGUAACACGGCAGUUAUGUAGUUGUCUUCCUCUUUUAUUAUUUUAUUAUUUCAUUUUGUUACAUUUAUAUCUUGCCCUCUUCCCAACCAAGGCUGGGCUCAGGGCGGCUUUCUGGAAGCAUUUUUUCGGCGACAGUUAUCUCAGCACUCAGCCAAACCCUGCAUGCCACGGUCAAGGCGCUGCAGGACGACAAGACAAAACAAAACCCAAUUUGUGCCGUGGAAGGGGGACAGCUUUGAUCCAGGCGAGAAUCCUCGAAUUGGAAGGGGCUGUCUAGGACCAUCUGGUCCAACCCCUGCUCAAUGCACGAUCAGUCUGAAGCAUCCCUGGAAUCAUAUGAGCAGAGUUUGAUGAGGGAAAACAGAUAGGGGUUGCGUGGCCAUAGUCUGGUAGUUUUUGCUUGUAAUGUUUUACCCACAUCUAUGAGAGGCUUAGGGAGCUGGGGAUGUUUAGUCUGGAGAAGCAGAGGUUAAGG